Molecule: messenger RNA, 585 nt
Organism: Pseudovirgaria hyperparasitica
Lineage: Eukaryota; Fungi; Ascomycota; Dothideomycetes; Acrospermales; Acrospermaceae
Exons: 2
Coding region: 1-585 (194 amino acids)
Source: RefSeq, a predicted model, not a curated record
AUGUACUCCAUCAACGAGGCUUUCCUGAUCCUGGCUUUCACAGCGGCAUAUGUCGUCGACGCAACACCUUUCUCCUUCCAAACCCGUCAAUCAGCCUGCUUCCUCGUUGGCACCACUACUCUUCCCGCCGAAGUAGCUGACGUCGCCACCUCCCUCGCCUCAACCAUAACCUGCUCUGCCGACGUGACAACGAUCGGCAACGUACCAGACGUAACAUCCGGCAGCACCACUUUCUCUUCCAUAGACUUCUCCGCAUCCUCUCAAUCCCCGCUCCAGUUCGCCCUCAGCGAAUUCGCCACAUCUGACCCUCUAGCAUCGACGUCCCUGGCUACCUUCCAAGACAAACUCAACGUCUACCUCGCUACCGAAGCAGGAAUUCGAAGCGAAGGGGGCAGCUUAGCCAUCAAAGUACCCAAGUUCUUUCUUGCUUUCCAAGUUGCCCGGAUCAAGACAGCGCAGGGCGAGGCAAUCUCAGACCCCGGACAGACGGUGGAGCAUCUGUUGGGGAAGGUAACAAAGAAUGCCGCUGGGGAGAGCGCGGAUCUGCUGGAUCAGGUUACUGCGCUGGCGUCGCAACUUUCGUGA